Molecule: messenger RNA, 912 nt
Organism: Adineta steineri
Lineage: Eukaryota; Metazoa; Rotifera; Eurotatoria; Adinetida; Adinetidae
Source: the annotation of a GenBank genome assembly
AUGCCGUCGAGAAAGCGAAAGAGAUCGACAUCAUGUAGUGUUAAUGUUAAGAAGUCAAGAUCACAAGCUUUUUUGGAUACUUUAUCUGUCGAUGAAUCAAAAGUUUGGUUGGACGAAAUUAUUCCGAAGGGUCCAUAUGAAAAAUUAGUGAAUUGGCGUCACAUUUCAUCUGUUCCGACGAUGAAGGAACUGAAGUCAGCAACAAGCAUUGGACCAUUCAAUGGUGCAUAUUUUAUUGAAUGGAUGCAGUGUUUAAUUAGAGAAGACCUUCUUCUCGUUCCGCCAGCGAUUCAUACACAUUUGGAGAAUCUCGAUGAUGAUAUUAAUAUUGACGAACUCGCUGAACUCGUCAGUGUAACACCUGAAGAUGGAGAUUUUUUUAAAGAUUGGCUUUCGUGCUAUGUCACUGCCGCCUCUGCUGAAACAACAACACCUGCAUAUAACGACACAAUAUUAAAUCAUGAUUUAAAAUUAGAAUUUCUGCAGCCAAAAUUAAACAUGUUCUGCACAUCUAAUCAUAUUAGAUUAAUUUCGGUACGGAGUCAUCAUGUGGUCCUUCGAUGCAAAUUAAAGAAGAAGUUGUCAAAAUUUACAACGAAGGAUGGCGGCAACACAGCUUCUCACUUGUGUGACGUGAAAAACUGUUUACGACCUGAACACUUGAUCAUUGAAAACAUGGCAAUGAAUGUAAGUCGCCUCGCAUGUCCAGGCGUCAUUUUAAUCUUACAAAAUCAAGAACCAAACACACCAAAAAAAAUUAUGCAAAUUAAGCCAUGUCAACACGGCAUUAAUCAUCGAAACGCCAGUGGCAAUUUUCUUAAAUUUUCGUGUCGAAAAAUACAAGUCAUGAUCGAAGAUGCAGCUAUUGCCGUGAGAGCAAUACUUUUCAAUCGCGUAAUAACAACCAUCUAA